AUAACUGAAGCUACUAAUAUCCCCCCACUGAUCAUCAAAAUCACAAAUCAAAAACAUAAUCACCGAUUAAACCCCAUUAAACUUUCUUGCAUGAUUAAACUAAAAACAAAGCCCUAAUCUUGAAAAUUAAUCAAAAAAUAUGGCGUCCAUUUACGAAUACUACAUGUGGCAAGAUUACAACAACAACAACACCAUCAAGAUUGAUGAUCUUGAUAAUUAUGAUAUACUUGAUAUCCAACUCCACUUCCACCAUUUUCUUGAAUUAACUUACCCAGAAAGCAAUCGAAUUCCCUUAACAACGACUCACAAAUCAUUCCCUUUACCUCGAACCCUAAUCUUUUCGUCCGAUGAUCAAUCUCGAUCUCACAUUAUAAAUAAUAUACUUUCUACUACUGGUGCAUCAACAGACUUCAUCAAUUCAAUCUUGACUGAAGUUUCAUCAUUCGCUUCGGAAAUAGUUAGCCACCCAUCGAAUGAUAAUGUUAAGAUACUUACUAUGGGCUUGUUUAUUUGUGUUGCGACUCCCUACGAUGACCGCGAAGAGAUUGAUCGUUUUUUGAGAGAAACGAUUCAAGAAAAUGCAAGAUUUGAGCCUGCGAGUAAAUCUUGUAUUCAAAGAUUGAAUAAGAUUAGGGUUGAAGAUGAUGGGUUUUGCCAAAAAUGCGUGAUUUGUUUGGCAAAAGAGGAGGGUGAAGAGAUCAUAAAGUUGGGCUGUGGGCAUGUUUUUCAUGGAGAUUGUAUCAUUAAAUGGCUAGAAACAAGCCAUUUGUGUCCUUUAUGCAGAUUUGUGGUUUCUUGAUUGAAGGUUUGAAGCCACCCAUAAUUCAAGAAAACUGAUUAUAAUCUCUUUUCAAGAUUUUUGCGUUUUUUAGAACAGAAAUUCUACAUUGGGAAAGAAAUUAAGUAGCAAUUUGUC
Messenger RNA from Mercurialis annua (annual mercury), 916 nucleotides. Its product is annotated as E3 ubiquitin-protein ligase SGR9, amyloplastic-like. Gene Ontology annotation, cellular component: cytoplasm. NCBI's taxonomy places the organism in Eukaryota, Viridiplantae, Streptophyta, Magnoliopsida, Malpighiales, Euphorbiaceae. The record is from RefSeq and is a predicted model, not a curated record. Gene Ontology annotation, biological process: protein ubiquitination. The transcript has a single exon. Gene Ontology annotation, molecular function: ubiquitin protein ligase activity; zinc ion binding. The coding region runs from base 140 to 799 and encodes 219 amino acids.